GUUGUAAAGAGAAGUUGAGACUGUUGAGAAGUCUGAAGUCGUCCAUUACAUUGUCACCUGGUGAAGAAUCUCCUGCUCUAGACCAAGGCUGAGAAUGACCCUCCAAAAUGGGCUCGACCUCUCUGUGAGGAACUGCGUCCAGUCCGCUGGCAACAGGAACGGACUGAGAUGGGAUCUCACACCCGAGCAGAUAAAAUCCAGGGCCGAGAAGCUUAUGCAGAGGAUUAAACGGACCUACGACACCAUCGGAGCGCUCGACCUGGAGAAAGUCUCCUAUGAAAACACCUUGAAAGCCCUGGCAGACGCAAAGUUGGAUUACACAAUGUCCAGACACGUGUUAGACUUCCCCCAGUAUGUCUCCCCGUGUAAAGAGGUGCGCUCUGCGAGCACCGAGGCGGACAAAAAGCUGUCCGAGUUUGACGUGGAGAUGAGCAUGAGAGACGACGUCUUCCAGAGGGUGAUCGCACUGCAGGAGAAGCAGCUGAAGGAUAUGAAGCCUGAAGCCAAGAGAUUCAUGGAGAGACUAAUCAAACUGGGAAAGAGAAAUGGAUUACACCUGUCAAAAGAGACACAGGAGGAGAUCAGAUCAAUUCGCAAACUGAUAAGUGACCUUUCCAUCGACUUCAACCAAAAUCUGAAUGAAGAAAACACUUUUUUAGUCUUCACCGAAGACGAGCUAGGCGGUAUGGCGGAGAGCUACAUAAACGGUCUGGAGCGGACUGAGGACGGCCGGUUCAAGGUGUCCCUGAAGUACCCCCACUACUUCCCGCUGAUGAAGAGGUGUUACGUCCAGGAGACCAGGAGGAAGAUGGAGAUGGCCUUCCAUAGCAGGUGCAAAGAGGUGAACACGGCCAUCCUGGAGCAGCUGAUAACGCUGCGGUCGAAGAUGGCCCACCUGCUGGGCUUCUCCACUCACGCCGACUACGUGCUGGAAAUGAACAUGGCCAAGAACACCGGCAACGUGGCACGCUUCCUCGAUGAGCUCCACGAGAAGCUGAAGCCGGUGGGCGAGCGGGAGAGGCGGUACAUCCUGGAGCUGAAGAAGAAGGAGUGCGAAAACAGAGGCUACGCGUUCGACGGGAAGAUCCACGCGUGGGACAUGCCCUACUACAUGAGCCGGGUGGAGCAGGUGAAGUUCUGCGUGGACAAGGACAAGCUGCUGGAGUACUUCCCCCUGGAGGUGGUGACGGAGGGGCUGCUCGGCAUCUACCAGGACCUGCUGGGCCUCACCUUCCACAAGGUCAGCCACGCCCACGCCUGGCACAGCAGCGUCAGCCUGUACUCCGUGGUGGACACGGCGUCGGGGGAGGAGAUUGGACAGUUCUACCUGGACCUCCAUCCCAGAGAGGGCAAGUACGGCCAUGCAGCCUGCUUCGGGCUCCAGCCCAGCUGCUUGGGGCCCAACAGGAAGCGCAUACUGCCCGUGGCCGCCAUGGUGGCCAACUUCACCAAGCCCACGGCUGACUGGCCCUCCCUGCUGCAGCACCACGAGGUGGAGACCUUCUUCCACGAGUUCGGCCACGUCAUGCACGAGAUCUGCUCCAGGACAGACUUUGUGGAGUUCAGCGGGACGCUGGUGGAGACGGACUUCGUGGAGGUGCCGUCCCAGAUGCUGGAGAACUGGGUUUGGGAGAAGGAGCCCCUCCACAGGAUGUCCCGGCACUACAAGGAUGGGAGCUCCAUCCCAGACAACCUGCUCAACACACUCAUCGCCUCCAGAGUGGCCAAUACAGGGCUGAUGAACUUGCGUCAGGUGGUCUUCAGUAAAGUGGACCAGGCUAUCCACACCAAGGCCAGUGCUGACACCGCAGAGGAGUUCGCCAAACACUCCAGAGAAAUCCUGGGGAUCCCUGCAACUCCAGGCACAAACAUGACUGCCAGCUUUAGUCAUUUGGCUGGUGGAUAUGAUGGGCAGUACUAUGGCUACUUGUGGAGCGAGGUCUUUUCCAUGGACAUCUUCUUCAGCCGGUUCAAGAAGGAGGGAAUCAUGAACCCAAAGGUGGGAAAGGAAUACAGGAGGGUAAUCCUGGAGGCAGGGGGUUCAUUGGAUGGUGCAGACAUGCUGAAGACCUUCCUGGGUCGUGAGCCCUGUCAGGACGCCUUCUUCCAGUGCAAAGGGCUGGCCCAGUCAGAAAGCACCAUUGACUGGACGGGCGCCGCCACCGCCGGCCGCGCCAUCUGGGAGGAGGGGGAACCCGACGCUGUCGUGAGACUGAAACCCGCGCAGGCUAAGCUAAAGGUGAAGAGCUGUGCUAUCACAGUCAAGCCUGCGGCCGCUGCAGUGAGGCCCCGCUCGGCCGUCUUCACCGAACGAGAUGUGCCCUCCUUACGAGAUCUGAAGCUGCCGCAGACCGUGCGCACGGAAGGGUCUCAGAAAGCCGUCGGCUCGCCAGUGGAGAUUGACAGCACUGUGGCGUGGCGCAGCAGUAAGGAGCAGGUCUUGUACCCCGAAAGUUGCUGGUGUGAUUCCCGGGCGCUGCAGCUGAUGAAGCCCAACCCCUGGGCAACGGUUUCUUUCUCCCAGCAGAUCGCCAGCAGAGAGGGGCCCCAGGUGUGCUGUGCCCUUGCUGCAGAGACACAGAUGUCCCAGCUGAUGGAGGGCCAGCGUCCCGCGGCCUGCAGAGCUGUCCCCGCACACCUGUCCCGACAGAACGCAGGCGCGGAGAGUGACGAGAGGAGGGCUGUCAGGAGGGGGGACAGAGAGGAAGGAGGAAAGCGGCGGUCUGCGGAACAUGGCUGA
Molecule: messenger RNA, 2740 nt
Organism: Megalops cyprinoides (Indo-Pacific tarpon)
Lineage: Eukaryota; Metazoa; Chordata; Actinopteri; Elopiformes; Megalopidae
Gene: nln
Product: neurolysin (metallopeptidase M3 family)
Exons: 19
Coding region: 95-2740 (881 amino acids)
Biological process (GO): peptide metabolic process; proteolysis
Cellular component (GO): mitochondrial intermembrane space
Molecular function (GO): metalloendopeptidase activity
Source: RefSeq, a predicted model, not a curated record